AUGGGACUAGCCUUGUGCGUCGGUGGCCCGAUGUUCCUCAGAUCAGCCCUGGCCUUCCCUUCAUCAACUCUUCGUUUACUCGAUCCGCUUGCACGAGUACCUCCUUCCACCAGGAAGCUACCAGAUGCCGCGUUGGGGCAGAGCCGGAUUAGCUGGAAGCGAGCCAACGUCGCAGGGCACGUCGAGUUCCCCAGCCAUGUCCGGAAAUUGACCACGAAGCGCCAUGAGCACAAUACCAUCGAGUCGCCAUCCACCAUUGACGAGCUGAAUGAUAUGCACAAGAUCGCACUGGAUAAGUCAGCACUCCGCGAAUUGCACUCAAGAAUCGUCGUCCACAACGAUGAACAAGAUCUUUCUCGCAAUUGUGGCGAUGUGCUCCCUCGGAUCCUGACGCGCCUGGGACUGCAGGGGCGAAAGCAGUUCUCAUCCAAGCAGAAGCCACCAUUCGUCCAAGCCUUGGAAAAUGCAUCGACUUUGCUGAAUCAUUCUAAUUGCGCUCAAGCUACUCAACUCGGGCAUCACUGCAGAGAAGUGCGCAAGUGUAUUACGCAGUGGGGACGGUUCAAGUCCCCAAGCACACUUGCUGAUAUCAUUGUCGCCAUCCACAAGCUCCAGAGAGAGGUCGAUGUCGUGGAACUCCUCAACGGCGUGACGCACCAGGCACUCCCGAAAGACGCCAAAACAAGCAUAGUCAACAAGAUAGGCAAGCUCUCACGUUACCACGAAAUAGCGCGAUACCUGUCUCGACGGUGCAUCAAAGACGUGGCAUUUCGCCACCUCACAGCUGUUCGGGUCGUAUUGCCCGAACAUAUUGUCGCAUGCGAACCCCCGACCCCAGACAUGUUCGAAGCUGAAGUAAAGUUCACCGACGUCCUCCGCCAGGCCGGCCUUCCAAAUGGCGAUGAAAAGAAAACAAUCAAGAAUCUAUUCAGCCUUCUUAAAACCACCCCUGAACAAGCCAGCCAGAACUUCCACACACGAGUAUCCAAGACGUCAAGGAAAGCCAAGGUCCACGCGGAGGUUCAGCUGUUGUGCUUCUACGAAAUGAACCGCAAUGUGAUCCCGUUGUUGCCACGGGUGGUGUGUUCAAGCAAAGAUGCGUGUUGGAUGUGUAAUGCGCUGAUCGACGCCCACGGAGAGAUGUUCACGCCUCGCUGUCACGGUGUCCUGUAUCCCGGCUGGAAACAACCUUGUCUACCCGGCUCAUCGAGAUGGGCCGAAGUUGCGACGGCAUUGACGUCCAAAUUGCAGCGCACAGUUGCAGAGAGUGUGCAAAGCAUACUAAGUUCCGGCCAGAGGCCCGGCUAUUGCCCCCCAGUACCGUUACCAACCAACUACACGCGACUACAGCGUCUGUGGCUUCAAGCCGGCGGCUUGGCAGUCUUGUUAGAGCCUCCUCAUGAUGGCAGAUUGCAGAAUGAUUCUGCUGGGGAGAGGCAAAACUCUGACAUGGGCAAAGAACCAAGAUUAAGUUACACGAUAACAUAUACUGGCAACGACAAUACAGCCUUCGUAGAGGAUGUCACGAAGCCUUUGAGCGGGCCAGCCCUUAUGAUCUUGGAUCAGAGAUUGGCGCAGGGCACCAAUCUCGAUAUGGAGGAGGACGAGUCUGGAAUCAUUCGACUGGGUCUCAGUAGUGGCGAAACUGUACAGAUCCAAAGACAUUCCGGACCUUGAUCACGGCACGCACGCCCUGGCCUCAGCACCAUCCAUGCACCUCGAGCCAGCUAACUU
Molecule: messenger RNA, 1734 nt
Organism: Microdochium trichocladiopsis
Lineage: Eukaryota; Fungi; Ascomycota; Sordariomycetes; Xylariales; Microdochiaceae
Exons: 3
Coding region: 1-1677 (558 amino acids)
Source: RefSeq, a predicted model, not a curated record